This is a messenger RNA of Brassica oleracea var. oleracea, 968 nucleotides long. RefSeq names its product ethylene-responsive transcription factor ERF071. Lineage: Eukaryota; Viridiplantae; Streptophyta; Magnoliopsida; Brassicales; Brassicaceae. Gene Ontology annotation, biological process: ethylene-activated signaling pathway; regulation of DNA-templated transcription. Gene Ontology annotation, molecular function: DNA-binding transcription factor activity; DNA binding. The coding region runs from base 152 to 802 and encodes 216 amino acids. The transcript has 2 exons. The record is from RefSeq and is a predicted model, not a curated record.
UUAGUCUUUUCUGUUCCAAAGAAAAACCUUGAAUCAUCUUUUUCCUAUAAACCCUAUAAUAAGCAAGUUCUCUUUUUUUAUUUUUUUUUGGUUUCCCUAGAAAGAAGUUAAUUCUCUGUUGAGAUAUACGUUACCCAUUUCAAGAAGAAGUAUGUGUGGAGGUGCCGUCAUUUCUGAUUUCAUCUGGUCAUUGAGACGACCUUCGUUUGCUGAGCCAGAUCCGAGUCAACUCGGCUACGAAGGCUGUGUCUCCAUCGAGAAGCGUGUCUGCUCAGGCUCAGGAAAAGAUGGGACUGAGAAGAAGAAAGAAGGCAAGAAUAAGAGAGAGAGGAAGAAUAUGUACAGAGGGAUAAGGCAGAGGCCAUGGGGCAAAUGGGCGGCUGAGAUUCGUGACCCGAGGAAAGGUGUUCGUGUCUGGCUUGGCACUUUCAAAACCGCCGAGGAAGCUGCUCGAGCCUACGACUCUGCAGCCAUUCGAAUCCGUGGCGGCAAAGCCAAACUCAAUUUCCCAAACGACGAUUCCACCAGAAGAAACUGCAUCAUCAAGAAGAAUAAAGAGGUAUGUGGUGAUCAUUUGAUGAAUACUUGCGAUCAAUCUCCUCCUCUUUCUCCACUGCCUCCUCCUCCUAAAGACGACAAGGAAAACCAAGAAGUCAAACAGUUGUCGGAGGAGCUGAUGGCGUUCGAGGAUUACAUGGGAUUCUAUCAGAUUCCUUAUCUCGACGGCCAGUCUGCGACGGAAGAUGUUCCUCAGCAAAUAAGCCUCAUUGGUAAUCUCUGGAGCUUCCAAGACAACGUCUAAGAAUUUAUUUUCCCGGUUUAUUAUUCCUUUCGAAUUCCGCUGGUUUGCUCAUCCAAUCAUUUGUUUCUUUGUUAUUUCCUUGUUGUUUUAUAUUCACAUUUCAAGUGUAAUAAAUUAACAGUUAAAUGUUACUUUGUUUCUAUCUUAAAUGUAAAGCUUCGAUUCA